AUGAACGUCGAAAACUGUGGACAGGGUAUCCAAGAGCCAACCUUUCACCACACUUCCAACAUUCAGGCGAUCAAGGAAGAUUUCUAUAGCAAGGGAAUUGCCUUCAUUGAGGGAUGUGACGAAAGAGCCCUAGCUGCGUUAGCAAAAGGAUUUGGAAGCAUUGUCAAACCUCGUAACGAGAGCACCAGUUGCAGUGGCAUUAGCAACAUUCGAUUUGCUCCUUCGCUCGUUGGAAAGGGAUAUAGCUCUCAAGAGCUUCACUUCCACACUGAUCGUAGUGGCUGGGACAACCCUCCUCGUGUUCUAGCUUCCCUUCUAAAGAGCAAAUCCACUGAGGGAGGUGCCUCGAUUCUCGCCGACAGUGCUCGCAUCCUCAAGGACAUUCAGAAAGAGGGAGAUGAUCUUUACAAGCUGAUAACCAACUCCAAACACUCCAGGUUCCUUAACGAAGAGGGUGUGCUUGUGCCCCGUCCGAUUUAUGACGAGACCACUGGCUUGUUUCGUUUCCGGUUCGAUGACAGUAUCCAGCUCUCUGCAUCCCUUGUCGCUCGCGUCCGUCGAUUAUUUAAGAUCUUAUAUCGCAAUGCCUUUGCCGUGGAGCUGCAGCAGGGGCAGGGUUAUUUGCUCGAUAAUCACCGAUUCCUACACGGACGUACUGCAUUCAGUGGCUCGCGUGAGCUACUUAGGGCACUAGUCAACUUGCCGCCCCCGCAGCCCACUCUGAAUCUUCUUUUUGACAUCGACGGGACCCUCUGUCGCUCCGAGGAGCUCAGUGUUGAUGCAUUCUACACCUGCCUGACCGAUAUCGUCGGCAGGCCUAUAACUCAUGCAAACACCAGCGUGAGUCUGCAUGGGAGAACCGACCUAGGCCUGCUUUAUGAUAUACUUGGCUACCACGGCGUACAGUCCAAGACUUGUGUUGCCGAGAGGUUUCUCCAAGCACACGCCUCGUACAUGCAGAAAUCCAUCGACAAGGGAUUCUUCGCGGUAACUUGUCCUGGAGUUGCUGAAACCUUGAAGUGGCUCACCCAGAAAAAAGAAAUCCUUACUACGCCAGCCAUCCGAAUCGGGCUCAUGACCGGGAACUCAAAGUCUAAUGCCCUUUUGAAGCUCAGCUCUGCUGGCAUCAACAUCUCAAUCUUCGACCUGGCUAUCUCCUCGUUCGGAGACGCCCACAUGGACCGCAUCUCUCUCGUCAAGGACUCCAUGGCCAAGAUCCGCGCCAGAGAUGGCCGCGACCUUCCUAAGAGCAAGACUAUUGUUAUCGGAGACACUCCUCUCGACGUCGAGUGCGCGAAGGAAGCAGGGUGUGCCGUUGUUGCUGUCGCAAGCGGAAACUAUGGUCUUGACGACCUUGCUGCUCUUGAGCCGGACACUGCUGUUUCGCAUAUCGGUGAGGCGAAGGUUUUUCUCCAGUCGCACUUUGUACCUUCCAUAACUGUGACUGGCCCUUGA
Molecule: messenger RNA, 1455 nt
Organism: Aspergillus puulaauensis
Lineage: Eukaryota; Fungi; Ascomycota; Eurotiomycetes; Eurotiales; Aspergillaceae
Exons: 3
Coding region: 1-1455 (484 amino acids)
Biological process (GO): carnitine biosynthetic process
Cellular component (GO): mitochondrion
Molecular function (GO): oxidoreductase activity
Source: RefSeq, a predicted model, not a curated record